GUGGGCAAGUACGGUGGCCGGAAGGGCUCUCGGCGGUCCUGUUGUUGGCGGGAGAUUUCAACAUGGCGGCUUCGAUGAACUCUUCCUCUUCGUCCUCGUUUUCUUCCUCCUCCUUCCCCUCCUUGUCCUCCUCGUCCUCCAAUUCCCCGCGCGAGGGCUGCUGGCCCGAGGGCUCCACCGCCGAGAGCGGCUUCGUCCGCGCCGUCCUGGCCCUGCCUGAGAAGCCCAGCACCACCAUCCGCUUCUUCGAGCGGGGCGACUACUACACCGUCCACGGCAGCGACGCCGUCCUGGCCGCCAGAGAGGUCUUCAAGACCAAGGCCGUCAUCCGCAUCCUGGGCUCAGGAAGCCGGAAACUGGAGAGUGUUGCCCUUAGCAAGAUGAAUUUUGAAUCCUUUUUGAGGGAUCUGCUUCUGGUGCGUCAAUAUAGGGCUCAGGUGUACAAGAACAAAGCCGGAAAUAAAUCCACCAAAGAGAGUGAAUGGUAUCUGGCGUACAAGGGUUCUCCAGGGAAUCUUGCCCAAUUUGAGGAUAUUCUGUUUGGCAACCAUGAGAUGUCAUCAUCUGUUGGUGUUAUGGGCAUUAAGCUAAUGUCAGCUGACGGACAAAAAGUUGUUGGAGUUGGGUUUGUGGAUACUUUAGUGAGAAAGCUAGAAGUGUGCGAGUUUCCAGAUAAUGAUCAGUUUUCAAACCUAGAAGCUCUGCUAGUCCAGAUGGGACCAAAGGAGUGUGUGCUACCUCUUGGAGAGACCGGUGGAGAUAUGGAGAAACUGAGACAGGUGGUUCAGAGAGGAGGAAUUCUGAUCACAGACAGGAAAAAAAGUGAAUUUUCAACAAAAGACAUUGUUCAAGAUCUUAACCGUUUGCUGAGAUCAAAAAAGAAAGAGCGUGUGUCUAGUGCUACGUUGCCUGAGAUGGACAAACAGGUUGCCAUCUCUUCCUUGGCUGCAGUGAUGAAGUAUUUAGAGCUCUUAACAGAUGACUCUAAUUUUGGGCAGUUUGAACUUUCCACUUUUGACCUCAAUCAGUACAUGACACUGGAUCAUGCUGCUUUCAGAGCCCUUAACCUUUUCCAGGGUUCAACAGAAAACACCCAAGGUACACAAUCUCUGGCUGGAUUGUUAAAUAAGUGCAAAACACCUCAAGGACAGAGGCUGGUGAAUCAGUGGAUCAAACAGCCCCUCAUGGACAAGAACAAAAUAGAGGAAAGGCUAAAUUUGGUUGAAGCCUUUAUAGAAGAUGCAGAGCUAAGACAGUCUCUUCAAGAAGACCUCCUCCGUCGCUUCCCAGACUUCAGUCGGAUAGCAAAAAAAUUUCAGAAGAAGGCAACUUUGCAGGAUUGUUACAAAAUAUACCAGGCUAUUAAUCAGAUACCUAAUAUGAUACAAGCACUAGGCAAAACUGAUGGGAACCAUGAUGUGCUGUUGGAAGCAGUGUUCAUGAAGCCUCUUAAGGAGCUACACUCGGAUUUCUCUAAUUUCCAAAUGAUGAUUGAUGAAACUUUGGACAUGAAUACGGUGGAGAGCCAUGAAUAUCUUGUGAAAUCUUCAAUUGAUCCAAAUCUCGCUGAGCUAAGGGAGAAUAUGGACAAGUUAGAGGGGAAAAUGCAGGGUGUGCUGAAGACUGCAGCCAAAGAGCUGAGUCUGGAACCUGGGAAGAGCAUCAAAUUAGAAUGCAAUGCACAAUAUGGGCAUUUCUUUCGAAUUACCUACAGAGAGGAGAAGGUUCUGCGAAACAAUCUCAAAUAUAAGAUCUUGGAAACACAGAAGAAUGGGGUGAAGUUCUCCAAUAGUGCACUGAAAGAGAUAAAUGAGGAAUACAUAAAGAAUAGAAAGGAGUAUGAAGAAAUGCAGGAUGUUGUCGUUAAAGAAAUCAUCAGUGUUGCAUCAGGUUACAAAGAGCCUAUACAGCACCUGAACGAUGUCAUAGCCCAGCUGGAUGCUGUGGUCAGCUUUGCUCAUGCCUCCAAUACAGCACCAACGCCAUAUGUGCGUCCAACAAUUUUGGAAAAGGGGGAAGGGCAGAUUGUGCUGAAAGCUGCGAGACACCCCUGCAUCGAAGUCCAAGAUGAUGUUGCCUUCAUCCCCAACGAUGUGACCUUUGAAAAGGGCAAGCAGAUGUUCCAUAUCAUUACUGGCCCAAACAUGGGAGGGAAGUCAACCUACAUCCGUCAAACUGGUGUCAUUGUUCUUAUGGCCCAGAUUGGAUGUUUUGUGCCUUGCGACUCUGCAGAGGUGACAAUUGUCGAUUGCAUCCUUGCUCGAGUAGGGGCUGGAGAUAGUCAGCUGAAAGGUGUGUCUACCUUCAUGGCAGAAAUGUUGGAGACAUCUUCCAUCAUCAGAACUGCAACAGAAAACUCACUUAUAAUCAUUGAUGAACUGGGAAGAGGAACAUCUACAUAUGAUGGGUUUGGAUUGGCAUGGGCAAUCUCAGAAUAUAUUGCCACCAAAAUUGGAGCCUUUUGCAUGUUUGCCACUCACUUCCAUGAACUGACAGCACUAGCUGACCAGGUUCCAAUCGUGAAUAACUUGCAUGUCACAGCAUUAACCACAGAGGAGACUCUCACAAUGUUGUACCGUGUGAAAAAAGGGGCUUGUGAUCAGAGUUUUGGUAUCCAUGUAGCAGAGCUGGCUGCAUUUCCCAAACGUGUGCUAGACAAUGCCAAAGCAAAGGCUCUGGAGUUAGAGGAAUUCCAGAAUAUUGGAAAGCCUGAAGAGAAGGAGGAUGAGGACGAUGAAGAACCAGCAGCCAAGAAACGCUACAGAGAAAAGGAGGAAGGUGAAAAAAUAAUCCAGGAUUUCCUUUCCAAAGUAAAAGCAAUGCCACUGGCAGACAUGUCUGAAACAGACAUCCAGACCAAACUGAAAGAGCUAAAAGAUGAGGUUGUAGCAAGAAACAAUAGUUUUGUAAACGAAAUACUUUCCCGAACAAAAGUUGUGUCAUAAUGUGAAAGAAUUACACUAGAAGCUACUUGAACUUGGGCUUUUGGGGUCAGAAAUACAUGUCACACUCAAAAAGAAGCUGUUGCCAAAAGCAGUGGUAUGUGUCAUCUGUCUUUUCCCCUCUAGCAUAAGGCAAGGCACAUGUUGUGACAAUGCCACAUUGCAGAUUUUUCUACCCACACAAGUGACAGAGUUGAGGUCUGCAGAAAUUUACAACACCACAUCAUAUGUUUUGACUAUCUAGAGUGAGUUGUUGUAGGACUAGUAGUUUUGGUGCUGGUCAUGUGCUGUCUGUAGUACUGGUCUCCACAGAAGCAACAACUGUUCUCCUGUUUUGCUUUGUAAUCUUUUGCACCAGUCACUGAAAUGACUCUUGUUUCAGUUUGACUUUUCACUUGUAGAUGUUUGUUACAUCAAUUGAAAUGUUUUCUGCUUUAUAUCUGACUUUGGAAUAAACCAUGUCCAUCCAC
Messenger RNA from Sceloporus undulatus (fence lizard), 3412 nucleotides. RefSeq names its product mutS homolog 2 (gene MSH2). Gene Ontology annotation, biological process: mitotic recombination; mismatch repair; somatic recombination of immunoglobulin genes involved in immune response. Gene Ontology annotation, cellular component: MutSalpha complex; nucleus. Lineage: Eukaryota; Metazoa; Chordata; Lepidosauria; Squamata; Phrynosomatidae. Gene Ontology annotation, molecular function: ATP binding; mismatched DNA binding; ATP-dependent DNA damage sensor activity. The transcript has 16 exons. The record is from RefSeq and is a predicted model, not a curated record. Bases 63 to 2945 code for a protein of 960 amino acids.